Molecule: messenger RNA, 832 nt
Organism: Polistes dominula (European paper wasp)
Lineage: Eukaryota; Metazoa; Arthropoda; Insecta; Hymenoptera; Vespidae
Source: RefSeq, a predicted model, not a curated record
AUGUCAGCUUAUAAGCCUACUUAUCGUCAUAUGUGUGAAGUGUUAAUUUAUUAUUUUAAUAGUAACAAAACCGCCGCUAAUGCUCACCAAAUGCUCGUUCAAGCUUAUGGCAAGAAAAAAAGUAUAAGCAUUAGUAGAUGUUAUUUUUGGUAUGGACGCUUCAGGAGUGGUGAUUUUAACAUAGAAACACGUGGUAGAAAACACAUAGGAAAACGAGAUACAAAAUUAAUAGAACAAGAAAUAAUCCGCUUGUUUCAAAUAACCCCGCGUCCAACUCAAAAGGAUAUAGCAAAACAAUUGGGAAUAAGCGGAAACUGUGUUUCUUAUCACUUUAAACGUCUGGGAUUAAAUAAAGUAAUAAAUAAUGAAAAGUCUCUUUUGUUUCAUCAAAUUGUCCGCUUAAAACGUAGACAUCCACAUUUAUCUAAGCAGACCAUAGGAAGACUAUUUGGCCUAAGCGUAACUACAAUUUCUUAUUACUUACAUUGUAUGGAAGCACAUGACAAAUUAAUAGAACAAAACCAAGCAGCAGCAUUAGCAGGCAGUUUUGGCGGUGAAGCAAGCACUUGGGAAGCACAAGCAUUAGCAGGCAGUUUUGGCGGUGAAGCAAGCACUUGGGAAGCACAAGCAUUAGCAGGCAGUUUUGGCGGUGAAGCAAGCACUUCGGGAACACAAGCAUUAGNAGAAGAUUUGGAUUCAUUGAAUCCAACCCUGGCACCAGAACAUUUAGAAGAGAGAGAAAGAGGAUUGGCGAAUGAAUUUUUAGAAGAAGAAGAUGUGAUUUUUUUUCUAUUUAAGUUUAAUAAUCUUUGACACAAAAGCGACAACUAAU